AUGUCAGACUCUACCCUCUCCCACUCCCCGUCUCAGGACGGGCCUCUUACACAAGCGCCAAACUUCACCUCAUUUCCCCCGAUGUUCGUCCUACCCACUCAUCUCACCCUGGAUGAAUUACAUCGGGUAGAAGAUGUUCUGGGCAACCGGGGCGCGAGACUUACAUAUGAUAUCUGUGAGGCUAGGUUGGUGAUAGGGAAUGUAGGGCAGAAGAAGAGGGCUGCGUUGGAGUUGAGGGCUAGAGGGGUUUGGACGGAGGAGCUUGUUUCUGAAGAGGGCGAGAUUGAGGGAGACGGGGAGCCGCCGGUUAAGAGGAGGCGUGUCAGUGUUCGUGAAGAGAAAGCUGAUGGACAAGCUGUUGAGCAGUUGCAAGAUGUAGAUGUGAGUACUGAGUCUGAAGGGGAGGAGGGUGGGGUAGAGAGCCAGCAUAAUCCUGGGAAGCAGUUACGGAAGAGGUCGCUAUCUGCUGCUUCGACUUCAACCACUGGCUCGGAGCAGACAAAUGUGAUCAGAGUCGUCAAGCUACAAUGGCUCGAAAAGUCAAUGGAAGCCGAAGAACUCCUCCCCAUCGAUCCAUACAUUGUCUACCGAGCCCGCAUAAUUGACCCUCCUACCACAGCGAAACCAACAACCACAGCAUCCGACAUAAUGCAACGAGCCCAAAAAGAUGCCCUAUUCAAACCCCCAGCAACAUCAGCCUCACACUUUCACACCCGCCGCCAAAACCCUGCCCAACCCGACGGCGGCAGCCAAGCCCAUCCCAUCCCAAAACUAUACCGUCAAACAACCUCCGAACACGACGAGAUCAUCCCCCUCCUCCCAGUCCCAGACUGGGUCAAGAACCGCGUCAUGUACGCCUGCAUGCGCUCCGCACCACUCCACCCGCCAAACGAAAGCUUCAUCAACCAACUCGUCAAAAUCCGCAAAGCCCGCGAACUAACACUCGACGAAAUUGGUGUCCGCGCAUACAGCACCUCUAUCGCAGCAAUCGCCGCAUACCCCUACCAAUUCCACCGCCCCUCGCAAAUCCUCCAACUCCCAGGCUGCGACGCCAAAAUCGCAAACCUCUUCGCUGAAUCCCAAGCCAGCGACACCGGAACCUGUCAAUCCGCAGAUCUCCUAGAAACAGACCCAGACCUCAAGAUUCUAUCCCUAUUCAACAACAUCUGGGGCGUCGGUGCCAAAACCGCCCGCGACUUCUACUACGCCCGCCAAUGGCGCGAUCUCGACGACAUAGUCGAAUACGGCUGGUCAACUCUUUCGCGCGUGCAGCAAAUCGGCGUAAAAUACUACGAUGAGUUCCUAGAAGGCGUGCCGCGGUCUGAAACUGAACACAUCGCAUCCACAAUCCAGCGUCACGCGAACCUCGUCCGCCCAGACGCAGACUACGAUGGCCGCGGCGUCGAAUGUAUCAUCGUGGGCGGGUAUCGGCGUGGGAAAGCUGUUAGCGGAGAUGUGGAUAUUGUACUGAGCCAUCGCGAUGAAUCUGUGACUAAGAACCUUGUCGUCGAUUUGGUGAGUAGUCUCGAGAGCGAGGGUUGGAUCACACAUACUCUGGCAUUGCAUAUGACAACGUCAAAUCGAGACCAACAAACCCUGCCCUACCGCGGCGACGAUAACUUCCCAGGCCGCCAUUUUGAUACCCUCGAUAAAGCCCUCGUCGUUUGGCAGGAUCCUCACUUCUCUGGCCCCGACCUUAACACUCAGUCAGAAGCAGCCCACAAAAAGAAACGAAACCCCAACACUCACCGCCGCGUCGACAUCAUCAUCUCCCCCUGGCGCACCGUCGGGUGCGCAGUACUGGGCUGGUCUGGGGAUACGACAUUUGAGCGGGAUCUACGGCGAUAUGCAAAGAAGGCGCAUGGGUGGAAGUUUGAUUCUAGUGGUGUCCGGUUACGGACGAGUGGGGGGCAGGUAUUGGAUUUGGAGAGGGGUGGAAGGACUUGGGAGGAGAGGGAGAGGCUGGUUAUGGAGGGUUUGGGGGUGGGAUAUAGGGCGGCUGAUGAACGGUGUUCGAGAUAG
Aspergillus chevalieri is the source of this 2022-nucleotide messenger RNA. Its product is annotated as type-X family DNA polymerase. The coding region runs from base 1 to 2022 and encodes 673 amino acids. Gene Ontology annotation, molecular function: DNA-directed DNA polymerase activity; DNA binding. Gene Ontology annotation, biological process: double-strand break repair via nonhomologous end joining. Gene Ontology annotation, cellular component: nucleus. The transcript has a single exon. The record is from RefSeq and is a predicted model, not a curated record. Lineage: Eukaryota; Fungi; Ascomycota; Eurotiomycetes; Eurotiales; Aspergillaceae.